Molecule: messenger RNA, 1041 nt
Organism: Aspergillus neoniger CBS 115656
Lineage: Eukaryota; Fungi; Ascomycota; Eurotiomycetes; Eurotiales; Aspergillaceae
Exons: 1
Source: RefSeq, a predicted model, not a curated record
UCCAAGCAGCCUGAGUCUUCUUCUACCAAUAACCCUUCCCAAGAAGGAGAGAACAAUACCUCUACCCCUUCCUCCCCUCAACAAGAGAACCCUCCUACUGGUGAUCAGGAAGAACAAGAACAGAAGCCUGAGGAUAACACCGACAACAACAACGACAACGACACAGAAGACAAACCCAAAGAAGAGGACAAAGAAGAAGACCCUCAACCUAAACAAGAACCUCAAGAAGAAGAAGAAGAAGAAGAAGAAGAAGAAGGAGAACAAGACACCCAACCCAAACAAGAAGAGAAAGAAGACAAAAUACCCAAACAAGAACCCCAAUCCUCCGACUCCGAACCAGAACCAGAGCCAGAACCAGAACAACGCGCCCCCCAACCCACCAACAAUCAAGACCGUAAACGUCGCUCCCGACCACCCCAGAAACUCCGCCAAAGAGACGAAUACUCCGACAUGGACAACAACAACAACAACCAACAAGUAGACCGCCCCCGCCGCCAGCGCCGCCAGCGUCCCCAACAGCAACAACAAGGCCAGGACGGCGGACCCCUGGGCGGUCUCCCCGGCGUGGGCCAAGCCGGCGAUCUCGUGCAAAACACAGCAGGUAACGCACUGAACGGCGUAACAGGCAGUGCGGGCAAAGCUGUAGGCGGGAUCCUCGGUGGAGGCGGCGGCGGGGAUGAAAAGGAAGGCAAGGAUGAGCAGUUGAGGUUGAGACUUGAUCUCAAUUUGGAUAUUGAGGUGCAGUUGAAGGCUAAGAUUCAUGGUGAUCUUACCCUUGGGUUGUUGUAUGUUUAUCCCAUUUUCCCUUCUUCCCCUUUUUUCCUUCCUUCCUUUCCCCUUGAUGCCAUCCCCUGGGUUGCAACUUGAUAUAUGUACCCACCCUAUUAUGAUUUAUCUGAUAUACAUCAGUUCGUGACAUCGAGCGAGCGAUAUACUAUACUACACUAUACACAUACAUACAUACAUAUUAUAUUGGGACAUACGUGACUAAUUCGUGCGGAUAGGAACUGAGAGUGUUGAAGAUGGGGAAAGAGAACUGGG